Molecule: messenger RNA, 4494 nt
Organism: Strongyloides ratti
Lineage: Eukaryota; Metazoa; Nematoda; Chromadorea; Rhabditida; Strongyloididae
Product: ATP-binding cassette sub-family C member 8
Exons: 3
Coding region: 1-4494 (1497 amino acids)
Biological process (GO): transmembrane transport
Cellular component (GO): membrane
Molecular function (GO): ABC-type transporter activity; ATP hydrolysis activity; ATP binding
Source: RefSeq, a predicted model, not a curated record
AUGGUUAAUUCUUUUUUUUGUGAUGAAAAUUUUUUUGCAAACAAUGAUUCAAUUCACUCGAAACAUGUUCCAGUUAUUGAUGAAUGCUACCGCAGAACUGUAAUAUCAUGGAUUCCUGCAAUUUUUUUUUGGUUAUUGGCGCCUGUUUUUAUUAUAUAUUCUGAAAGAAUUAGAAAAAGAGGGACAUCAAUUAGUUUACUAUGGACUAAAAUAUUAAUUGUAAAAUUUUGUUUAACACUUAUUCUUAUAAUUUUAAGUUGUAUACAAUUAAUUUAUUCUCUUAUACAUAAGUAUCCUAUAUCUAGAAUUUAUUCAAUUAUAUGGAUAAUAACAUUUGUUGGACUUAUUUUAUCUCAAUAUUUAUCAAAAAUACGUGGUAUUAGAACAUCUGGAAUAUUAUUUAAUACAUGGGUACUUUUUACUAUAUCAUGUUUACCAGAACUUUAUUAUAUUUUUUAUAAUACAUCAAAGACAAUUAAUUUUUCUAGCAUCAUAUUUAUUAUACAAUUUAUUUUUAUAUUUUCACAAACAUUACUAUUUUCAUUUGCUGAUAAAGGUGGUGAAAAAUUUGAAACUGGAUAUAUAUCUCCAGAAUUAUAUUCUUCUUUUUUGUCAAGAUUAACAUUAUGGUGGUUUAAUACUUUUGCAUGGCUUGGUUCAAAAGGUAAUUUAGAAAUUGAUGAUUUAUAUGAUUUAAAUUAUGGAAAUAAAUGUGAAUAUAUAGAAAAAUUAUGGGAAAAAUAUUGGACACCUACACUUAAAAAAUAUUAUGAUGAUGUUUUAAAAAAUCAAAAUAAAAAGAAAGUACCAUUACCAUCAGUUGUAUUUCAAAUAUUAAGAAUGUUUAAGUAUGAAUUUAUGACAGCAGGUUUGAUAAAAAUUUGUUCUGAUAUACUUCAAUUUAUAAAUCCUUUUCUUCUUAAAUUAAUGAUAGAUUUUGUCUCUGAUCCAAAAUCUUCCCUAUGGCUUGGAAUAUUUUAUGGAAUGUUAAUGUUUACUGUUUCAGAAAUUCGAUCAUUCUGUAUAAAUUUUUAUUUUUAUAUUAUGUUUAGACUUGGAACUAAAAUACAAACAACCUUAACAUCUGCUGUUUAUAAAAAAACUUUAAAAUUAUCUAAUGUUGCAAGGAGAGAUAAAACAGUUGGUGAGAUUGUAAAUAUUAUGGCUAUUGAUAUUGAAAGAUUUCAAUUAAUAACAAGUCAAAUUCAACAAUUUUGGUCAUCACCAUUUCAAAUUAUUUUAGCAUUAAUUUUUCUUUUCAAUACAUUAGGAUAUGCAGCAAUUGCUGGUUCAAUUGUUAUGUUUGCCUUUGUUCCAAUAAAUUAUUUUUCUUCUGUAUUAAUAAGAAAACAUCAAAUAGCUCAAAUGAAAUAUAAAGAUGAACGAGUAAAAAUGUGUAAUGAAGUUUUAAAUGGAAUGAAAGUUGUUAAAUUAUAUGCAUGGGAAAUUCCAAUGUCAAAAAUUAUAGAAGAUAUUAGGGAGAAAGAACUUGAGUGUAUCAAAAAAGCUUCAGUUAUAAAAAGUUUUAUGGAUACAUUUAAUCAAAGUAGUUCAUUUUUUGUAGCAUUAUUUACUUUUACUACAUAUACUUUAUCUGAUCAAAAUAGUCAUUUUUUAACUCCUCAGGUAGCUUUUGUUUCAUUAACAUUAUUUAAUUUAAUGAGAAGUCCAGUUACCAUGUUAGGAAUGUUAAUUAAUGAAACAGUAAGAGUUGUUGUAUCAAAUAAAAGAUUAAAAGAAUUUUUGACAGCUGAUGAAUUAGAUGAAAAAGCAAUAAAUUAUACCAAAAAUUCUUUUGAUGGUAAUAAUAAAUGUCCUGAUGUUGGAUCAAUUUCUAUUAAAAAAGCAACUUUUUCCUGGGAACAUGAUAGAAAUAAUUUAGAAAAUAUAUCUUUUAAUGUUAAAAGUGGUAAAUUAGUAGUUAUUGUAGGUAAAGUUGGAAGUGGAAAAUCUUCAUUACUUUCUGGAAUAUUAGGAGAAAUGACAAAAAUAUCUGGAGAAGUUGAAAUUAAUGGUUCAGUUGCAUAUUUUUCACAACAACCAUGGAUUCAAAAUUUAUCCUUAAAAGAUAAUAUAUUAUUUGGUGAAGAAUAUAAGUCACAAUUUUAUGAUAAAGUUAUAGAAUGUUGUGCAUUGAAACCAGAUAUUGCUAUUCUUCCAAAUGGUGAUAAAACAGAAAUUGGAGAAAAAGGAAUAAAUUUAUCUGGUGGACAAAAAGCACGUAUUAGUUUAGCUAGAGCUGUUUAUUCAAAUUCUGAUAUAUAUCUAUUUGAUGAUCCAUUAUCAGCAGUUGAUUCACAUGUUGGAAAACAUAUAUUUGAAAAAGUUUUAGGACCAUCAGGAAUUUUAAAAAAUAAAACAAGGGUAUUAGUAACAAAUAAUGUUCAUCUUUUAGAUAAGGCAGAUUUAAUAAUAAUGAUGGAAAAUAAUAAAAUUAAAACAAUGGGAGAAUAUGAUACACUUAUCAAUGAUAAAACUGGUAUUUUAAAUAAUUUUAUUAUGACAGUUGAGGAAGAAGAAACAAAGGAGGAAGAGGAUAAAGAGUAUACUUCUCAAUCUAUUGAAUUAGAUAGUGAUGAUUUAAGUGAAAUUGAAGAGAUAACAACAUUAUCAUUAAUUAGUAGUAGAACAUCAUCUAUCAUUUCAAGAAAAUCAACACAACCUAUAAAUGAAAUAAAAAAUAAUGGUACAUUAAUAAAUAAAGAACAUGCUGAUACAGGAAGUGUUAAAAAAACUGUUUAUUUUAAAUAUUUUAAAGCAACAAAGUAUUAUUUUGCCUUUAUGUUUAUCUUUGGAUACCUAAUUUAUAAUGGUCUUCAACUUGGAAGAAGUCUUUGGUUAUCAGCAUGGUCAGAUGAUUAUGAUAUCAUUGCAAACAAUGGUACUAUUAAUCCUAGUGGAACAACUCUUGGAGUUAGACUUGGUGUUUAUGCAUCAUUUGGUGUAAUGGAAUCAUUAGGUUUUGUAUUUUCUUUAUUAGCAUUAAUUUUUGGUGGUUUAAGUGCUUCAAGAAAUCUUCAUUCACCUGUAUUGUAUAAUAUUAUGAGAUCUCCAAUGUCCUUCUUUGAUACAACACCAAUUGGAAGAAUUUUAAAUCGUUUUGGAAAAGAUAUUGAUGUUAUUGAUAUUAAUUUACCUAUGAGUUUUCGUUAUUUUGUUAUGUGUAUCUGUCAAAUUUUAGUAUCAAUUGUUAUUAUUGUUAUUACAACUCCAAUUUUUGCUUCUGCAAUUCCUCCAUUACUAUUUAUAUAUGGAUUUUCCUUGAAAUUAUAUGUACCAACUUCAAGGCAACUUAAAAGAUUAGAAAGUGUUAAUAGAUCUCCUAUAUAUUCUCAUUUUGGUGAAACUAUUCAAGGUGCAUCAACAAUUAGAGGAUUUGGUAAAAUUAUGCGAUUUAUACAAACUUCUAAUGCUAAACUUGAUCGGUUUAUAAAAAUUAAAUAUUUAUCAUUAUGUGCAAAUAGGUGGGUAGCAAUUCGUUUGGAAUUUAUUGGAAACUGUAUUCUUUUAUUUACUGUAAUUUUUUCUACUAUUUCUAAAGAAUUAGGAUGGAUUACAAGUGCAGGUUUAAUUGCUGUAUCCAUAACAUAUUCAAUGAAUAUUACUGAAGUAUUAAAUUUUGCAGUAAGACAAAUUAGUGAAUUAGAAACAAACAUUGUUUCAGUUGAAAGACUUAUUGAAUACUGUAAUACUGAAACUGAUCCAGAAUGGAGAAAUGAUGAAGGUGCUAAAUAUUGCUCAACAAAUUGGCCAAAUAAAGGUGAAAUAAUAUUUAGUAAUUACUCAACAAGAUAUAGAAAAGAUUUAGAUUUAGUUGUUAAAAAUAUUAAUAUUCAUAUAAAUGGAGGUGAAAAAAUUGGUAUUGUUGGAAGAACAGGUGCUGGAAAAAGUUCUUUAACAUUAGCAUUAUUUAGAAUGAUUGAACCUGCAGAUGGAACUAUAAUAAUAGACAAUGUUGAUAUUACAAAAAUUGGUCUUCAUGAUUUAAGAAGUCAUAUAACAGUUAUCCCACAAGAUCCUGUUCUAUUUUCUGGAACUCUUCGUUUUAAUUUAAAUCCAUUUAAUAUAUAUUCAGAUGAAGAAAUUUGGUCAUCACUAGAAAAAGCACAUCUUAAAAAUUUUGCUCUUUCAAAUGCCGAAGGGCUCGAUUUUAUUGUAUCAGAGGGAGGAUCAAAUAUUAGUGUUGGUACAUGUCAACUGAUUUGUUUAGCAAGAGCAAUUCUAAGAAAAUCAAAAAUUCUUAUUUUAGAUGAAGCCACCGCAGCAAUUGACUAUCACACAGAUCAAUUGAUUCAAAAUACAAUAAGAAAAGAAUUUUCAUCAAGUACAGUUUUAGCUAUAGCACAUCGCUUAAAUACAAUCUUGGAUUAUGAUAAAAUUAUUGUUCUUGAUAAAGGGCAAGUUGUCGAGUUUGAUACACCUUCUAAUUUGUUAAAAGACAAAAAUUCAACAUUUUAUUCGAUGGCUCAGGAUGCGAAAUUGAAAGAAGUGUAA